UGCCCGCCUGGAACCGACAGCAUUUUGACGUGCGCGCCUCCUCAUUCCCGGAAGCGUGUCGAAGUCUGGCAUCGCCUCUCCCUCAUCGCGCCAUUGAAAGCCCGCAGACUCACAGAAGCGCAUAGUUUUAACGGUGACCAUGGCCGAGCAGGAGCCCACAGCAGAGCAGCUGGCCGCGCUGGCGGUGGAGAACGGGGAGGGGGAGACGGUCAACUACAAGCCGCCCGCCCAGAAAACCCUGCAGGAGAUCGCCGAGCUGGACAAGGAUGACGAGAGCCUGCGCAAGUACAAGGAGGCGCUACUAGGCAGCGCCACGCCCGUAGAUCCUAACGCCAAAGUGAACGUGGUGGUGACGCGACUGACGUUGAUGUGCGAUACAGCGCCCGCCCCCUUAACACUCGACCUGACAGGGGAGCUGGAGACCAUCAAGAAACAGACGUUCAUUCUGAAGGAAGGAGUGGAAUACAAGAUCAAGAUCAGCUUCAGGGUGAAUAAGGAGAUCGUGUCGGGUCUGAAGUACGUUCAGGCCACCUACAGGAAAGGAGUGAAGGUGGAUAAGUCUGACUACAUGGUGGGCAGCUAUGGGCCGCGUGAUACGGAGUAUGAGUUCCUGACUCCGCUGGAGGAGGCGCCCAAGGGCCUGAUCGCCCGCGGCACCUACAACAUCAAGUCCAAGUUCACGGACGACGACAAGCACGACCACUUGAGCUGGGAGUGGAACCUCAACAUCAAGAAGGAGUGGAAGGAUUAAUAGCUCUCCCUUUACCGCUCUCUCCAUCCCUUCUAUCUAUCCCUCUCUCUCUCUACUGAUUUUUCCUGCGGUCGCCCCAUCUUCCUGUUUUGGGAGUGGAAUGUCAACAUCAAGAAGCAAUCUCUCUCUCUCUCUCUCUCUCUCUCUCUCUCUCUCUCUCUCUCUCUCUCUCUCUCUCUCUCUCUCCCCAUCAUGAAAGACUGGAAGGACUGAGACCCUCCAUGCUUCCGCCGUUCCAUCUCUCUCCCUCUCUGUCCCUCCAUCCUCCUGUUCUGAGUGUGGAACGUCGACAUGAAGGACUGGCAGGGACUAAGACAUCACCCUCCUCCUCUUUUUCUCCUUCCUCCAUCCAUUCAUCCAUUUAUCUGUCACCAUCACCCCAUCAUUCACUGCAUCAUGGCCUUCUAUAUUCUUCAGGAUGAAAAGAGCUUCUCUUCUCUCCGUCCACAUAACAGUACAGUAUCAAUCAACCCCCACCCCCUCUCUCUCUCUCUGCCUCUCUCUGCUUCCUCCCUCCCUCCCUCCCGAUGUCUCCAGAGUAUUGAGGUUAUUUUUUUCAUAAAUAUCUAUGUGAAGACAAACAACAACAAAAUGUGCACAAUCCAGAUGAUGAUUUUUUUGUGUUUUUGGUUUGUUUGUAUAUAAAAACAUGAAAUGAAAUGUUGUACUCCUAGUAGUCAGAUGAUUUUUAACACCGCCAUCUCUGCUGAUUUCCUCCCCCCAAUUUCACCCCAGCCCCAACAACAUUCCUCAUGCGUCUUAAAAACAUUUUUGUUUUGUUUUGAACUUCUUUUUUUACUUUGAUUUUUUUUUCUACUAUGAUUUGCCUUUGGUUCAGUUGGGUGGAGUUGAGCUGCUGUAGGAACAGAUUAGUCAUCAUUUUCCCCUCCUGAUACUGUAAAAACACACACACACACACACACACACACACACACACACACACACACACACACACACACACACACACACACACACACACACACACACACACACACACACACACACACACACACACACUUAAGCCUUCAGAUCAGCACUCCAGUGGUGUUUUCUUGGGAAUUGACCACAUGACCUGUCAUGUCAUGAUUGUGUGUGUGUGCGCACAUUUGAAAGACUUCAUAGUGUGCUAACCUCAAGCACUUGCGCCAGUUUCUUAGCAGUGGGUUUGAUCAUGCGUCAUUUUGAACCCCCUCCCCCUUUGUUUGUUUCGCCAUGCGGCCUUAAAACACCAUCACCAGCACAACUGGGCAUGUAACACACGCACACACACACACACACACACACACACACACACACACACGGAAGCCAGUGCAUCAUCACCUGGUCACCUGUGCCAGUCAGGUCCUUGUCAUCUAGAUGUCGCGUCUGCCCCUCCCCUACUCAUAUCAGCCAAUGGGAGGGUCAUAUCUGAUUGCCCUUGAGGUCGCCUUGGGAUUCGUUGGUCAUAUCUAUGGGAGCGGUCAGGGUCAUGUAGAACCAUGAAGCCCAGUCAGAUGUCAAGCACAUCCAUCUUCUUUUAGCCGGGUGCAAGGUCAAAACAUGAAGGUUGUGUAAGACGAGGAAGAACCGCACACCGAUAAGGUCCCUUUUUAAUCCAUCUUUGAAAAUAAAAAUUGGAUUAGAAGGGAGCUCAUCGGUGUGCAAUUCUUCCUUGUCUGUCAUGUACAACCAUACUUGUGGGAGGGGCUUAGAGGUCACCGGGAGGUCAUAUCUGUGGGAGAUCAUUCGGGGCUGCAUCUUCUGUGUGUGUUUUUAGGGUUGUCUGUGUCAUUUGUACCUCGAAGAGUUUCUCUGUCCUCUUUGUCACUGUUGUCUCUCAUUUGGAGAUUAUCCCUCUCGCCUGUGUCCACAUGAAUCCUGAUCAGAACAAACUCAACUAAUGUGUCUGUUUCGUAUUUUUGUGCACCUCAUGGACAUGUUUGACAUAAAGAAUAAAGAUGGGAGUUAAAGUA
Engraulis encrasicolus (European anchovy) is the source of this 2703-nucleotide messenger RNA. It is a transcript of the gene arhgdia, whose product is annotated as Rho GDP dissociation inhibitor (GDI) alpha. The transcript is spliced from 6 exons. Gene Ontology annotation, molecular function: Rho GDP-dissociation inhibitor activity; protein binding. Lineage: Eukaryota; Metazoa; Chordata; Actinopteri; Clupeiformes; Engraulidae. Gene Ontology annotation, cellular component: membrane; cytosol; cytoplasm. The record is from RefSeq and is a predicted model, not a curated record. The coding region runs from base 140 to 751 and encodes 203 amino acids. Gene Ontology annotation, biological process: Rho protein signal transduction.